Molecule: messenger RNA, 2709 nt
Organism: Entrophospora sp. SA101
Lineage: Eukaryota; Fungi; Glomeromycota; Glomeromycetes; Entrophosporales; Entrophosporaceae
Source: the annotation of a GenBank genome assembly
AUGACUGAUUUUAUAGAGUCUUCAAAAGAACAAACCGAUUGUGACACUGCUGCUGAUUCGCUUACAUUAGGUCAAUUAAGAAAAAUUGUCAAACAAUUUCCAAAUAAACAAAAGACGAAGGAAUUCGGGUUCAACUAUUCUGACUGUGAUGUCAUCUCUAAUGAAAUUGAUGAAUUCUAUAGUUAUGUUGAAAUUCGACAAUGCCUCGAUAAUAAAAAAGAGUUUGAAGAUGGGUUUAAAGAUUCUUGGAUCCCUAGUACAAUAUCUGAGCGUCGUACAUAUAUAGAGUAUUUGUUGGAAAUAUUGGAUUUUAAAGAUCCAACUAAAAGACUUUCAGCAGCUAAACAACUAUUAUAUAUUGCACAAGGUGUGUUUGGUGAGACAUCAUCAAAAGAACAUCAUAUUGAAAUAAUCAUUGAAAACAAUAAACUUUUGUGGAAAUCUGGCGCUCUUUUAUCAUACUUUCAAGCAUUGAAAAUGACUUGUCGCGCACAUGAUUAUUAUAGUCGUUUGGAUAAUGUCACCGAUAGACAAGCAUACAUAGAUGAUGUAAACACUGAAAUUGGGUUUUAUUUAACAUUAAUAUACAUGCUAGUUGAAGUUAAUCUUUCUGAUGAAAAUUUUGGGAAUGAAUUAAUUGACCUUGAUCCUCCAAUGACAGUUUUUCUUUUUGAGACUGUUGCUUCUUUGAGAGAAAAAGACAAAAAUGUUAAAGGAUAUCCUGUGAAAAAGUUGUUACUUUUAUUGUGGAAAGUUAUCUUGGCAAGUUUAGGAGGAGUAGAUGAUAUUAAAAAAAAAAAGGAUACUAUGAGAAUGCUUAAUGGAUUACCUCCAGUAAAUAACAAUAAGGAAUUUUUAACAAAAUCAACUCCCUUUGAUUAUCAAACUUUUCAAAGCGAAGCUACUCAAAAAUACCCAACAUAUGCACCACCUCCAUUUUCUGCACAAAAAGAAUCCUCGAAUAUUUUUUUUUAUACAAACAACAACAAUAAUAUUAAUUUUAGCACCAAUAGUAACUCUAGCGAAAUACAACCUUUCAUUUUUCCAUUUUCAAAAUCUGAGCCAACUAUACCAAAAUCAAUUAUGGAGGCUGGUGAUCUAUAUUUAAAAUUCAUGUACACAAGUCUAUCAGCGAUCCAAUCUCGGAAAAUUAAGGAAGAAAUGAAACUAAAUCACCCUGAUUUUAAUAUCAAUGGAUCAAAUUAUAAUGAAAUGGAAGGAAUUAUAAAUAACGAUGCUUCUUUACCCCUUCUUGAUAAUAAUGAUUCUGUUACACAAAAAGAUAAAGAAAAAUUGGGCAGAAGGUCAAUUCUUCCGUAUAUGAAUAACAUAGUUGUCGUGCUUCUGAAACUUUUAUUAGCAACAAUAUCAUCAAAUACUAACAACAAUAAAGGCACUGAAAAUAACGAUCCUCAAAAAGGAAAUGCUACAAAUAAUUUUAAUGAAGUUGAUAUCAUAAGACACCGAGAAAUUACCUCUAAAGCUGUAUCGGCAAUCUUAUUAUUGAUUCUUAAACAUUUAAAAGUAUCUCACGUAUUAAAAUUUGAAUAUCUUUCACAAUUAUUGAUUGAUUCAAAUUGCCUGCUUCUCAUAUUAAAAAUGUUUGGCUUACAAGAUAUAAGUGUAUCCAUCAAAGCUAAGAAUGAAGUAGAAGAUUUAAAUUUUUUUCAUUAUUGUCGUAAAGUAAAAGAUAAUCCUAUCCAAACAUUAGAAAAUAAUUCAAUAGAUAACUUUAAUUUCACCGGUAACAACAAUUAUUCUGAAUGCUCAUCGCCAUCAUCAAAGGUCCAAGGGCGAUCAGAAAAAAAUGGAAAUUUAAAUCUUGAUGAGAUUAAUGAUGUUGAUGAGGUUCAAUCAAACUACAACAGUGUUGAAGGUUAUAAUGAAAUAAACAUGGAAAAUAACAUUGAAACUAUUAUUGAUUUGGAUUUUAGUUGGAGAAAUUUUUUUACAGCUAUAAAUUUUCUAAGGAUAGCCCAAAAAUUAACUAAAAAAAAGACACACAGAAUUUUGUUAUUAGUACAAUAUAAAUCCUCCCCACAGGAACAAAAUCUUCGAGCAUUGGUAAAAUUUUAUAACGAUAAAUAUUAUUUUAUAAAUUAUGAUGAUCAUCAAUCAAAUGGUAUUCAUCACAAUGGUUUCGAUGAAGACUCUACAGAAAUAUUUCCACCACACUAUACCAAACCUUUAGAUCAUACCAAUUCAGCCUAUAUAGAUGAUAUUUUAUUGGAAAAUUCAUUUAUCGACAAUUGGGAAAAUUGGCUCCAGGAGGAAGUUUACAAAUUUUCUCUUUCUAAGCCUCAUCUUGUAAAUAUAGACGAAUUCUAUAAUGAUGAAUAUAGCACUAUAAUAGAGCAGGUUGGUGAUGGAUCAGAAUGGGAAAUACCACCAACACCGCCAUGUGAUGACGUCAAUGAUUGUUUUUCAAAUAUUGAAUGGAAGAAAUUCUCACAGGAUGAUCUUGACGCUUAUGAAAAUUCCUUCAAGGCUACUACCAAUGCUACCAAUAAAUAUAAAUCCAAUUAUAUUAAUUAUAUGGAUGAUGAUGAAAUUGAUAAUAAUUUGGAAAAUGUAGAUUUAUCUGAACAAAUACAAGCGGAUAUCGAAAUUAAAUAUCCUUGGCCUGAUGAAGUAUUGGGUCCACAUGCCACAGACGAAGUAAUGAUUUACGAGCCUAUAUCAUAUAAAGCUGGUAUUGAAGACGAAUAA